AUGCAAGAAGAAUGCACAGAAGAGCUCCACAGCAGCCAACGAUGUGAGAGCAAACUGAAUGAGCCUGCUGGACCCCUGGUCAAAAGAAGCAGAAAGACAGUGGUGACAGGAGGUGGGGGCUACCUGGGAUACAACCUGGGAUGUGCUCUCGUUAGGUCAGGAGUUGCUGUUGUUCUGUUCGAUGUACAGAAACCUAAAUGGGAAAUUCCAAAUGGAGCAGAUUUUUUCAAGGGUGAUGUGAGAGAUUACGAUGCUGUGUUCAAAGCAUGUGAAGGGGUUGACUGUGUUUUUCAUGUGGCUGCAUGUGGAAUGUCAGGAUUAGAACAACUUCAAAAGAAAGAUCAGAUUGAAUCCAUAAAUGUUGGAGGCACAAAAAUAAUAAUUGAUGUCUGCAAACAAAGAAAUAUCCCUAGACUGAUAUAUACCAGCACAGUGAAUGUGGUGUUUGGAGGGAAUCCCAUUGAAGAAGGCGAUGAAGAAACUGUGCCUUAUUUUCCACUGGAAAAGCAAUUUAAUCAUUACUCUAGAACAAAGGCAAUUGCUGACCAAAUGAUUCUUGCUGCUAAUGGAACUUUACUCAAAGGAGGGGAUAAGCUCCAUACUUGUGUGCUCCGUCCACCAGGCAUAUAUGGACCAGAAGAGCCACGACACCUGCCACGAAUAGCUGUAAAUAUCCAGCGGAGGCUGUUAAACUUCAAGAUUGGGAAUCACAAAGUUCAGAUGAACUGGGUUCACAUAGGAAAUCUAGUACAAGCUCACUUACUAGCUGCUGAAGCUCUCACCUCUGAGAAGGGUUAUGUAGCU
This is a messenger RNA of Apaloderma vittatum (bar-tailed trogon), 804 nucleotides long. RefSeq names its product putative short-chain dehydrogenase/reductase family 42E member 2. The transcript is spliced from 7 exons. The annotation marks the transcript as partial. The record is from RefSeq and is a predicted model, not a curated record. Gene Ontology annotation, molecular function: 3-beta-hydroxy-Delta5-steroid dehydrogenase (NAD+) activity. Gene Ontology annotation, biological process: steroid biosynthetic process. Lineage: Eukaryota; Metazoa; Chordata; Aves; Trogoniformes; Trogonidae.